UCCCUCCCUCCUCCUCUCCUUCCCUCCUUCCCUCCCUCCCCGCUACCCUCAAACAUGCCCUCACGGAGCGAUACCUUCUAGCCUCUUUGCAGCACCCUUUUAUCAUUUCCCUCCACUGCGCCUUUCAAUCUCCCUCAAAGCUCUAUCUCCUUACCGAAUAUUGCCGAGGGGGAGAUCUCUUUUUCCACCUCCGGAGGCACCGACGCUUUAGCCUGGCU
Messenger RNA from Nannochloropsis gaditana CCMP526, 218 nucleotides. Its product is annotated as protein kinase domain containing protein. Gene Ontology annotation, biological process: protein phosphorylation. The annotation marks the transcript as partial. The transcript has a single exon. The record is from RefSeq and is a predicted model, not a curated record. Gene Ontology annotation, molecular function: protein kinase activity; ATP binding.